Messenger RNA from Volvox carteri f. nagariensis, 517 nucleotides. RefSeq names its product component of cytosolic 80S ribosome and 60S large subunit (gene rpl27). The coding region runs from base 42 to 449 and encodes 135 amino acids. Lineage: Eukaryota; Viridiplantae; Chlorophyta; Chlorophyceae; Chlamydomonadales; Volvocaceae. The record is from RefSeq and is a predicted model, not a curated record. Gene Ontology annotation, biological process: translation. The transcript has 6 exons. Gene Ontology annotation, molecular function: structural constituent of ribosome. Gene Ontology annotation, cellular component: cytosolic large ribosomal subunit; ribosome.
UCGAGUCCUUCGAGUGGUAGUGCCGAAGACAGGAAGGCAACAUGGUGAAGUUCCUGAAGCCUGGGAAGGUCGUGAUCCUCUUGUCCGGUCGCUACGCCGGCAAGAAGGCCGUAAUUGUGCAGAACAAGGACGACGGCUCGUCGCUGCGGCCAUAUGGCCACGCUGUCGUUGUUGGCCUUUCCAAGGAGCCGCGAAAGGUUAUCCGCAAAAUCAGUCAGAAGAAGCAGGCCCGCCGCUCUAGCAUUAAGACCUUCAUUAAGACUGUCAACUACCAGCACAUGAUGCCCACUCGCUACACUCUUGACGUGGACCUGAAGAACGUGAUUUCAGCUGAGGCUCUGGAGACCGCCACAAAGAAGACAGAGGCUCGCAAGGAGGCCAAGAAGCUCCUGGAGGAGAAGUUCAAGUCGGGCAAGAACAGGUGGUUCUUCAGCAAGCUCCGCUUCUAAGCGUGUACGCUAGGAGCUAAGCAGGACAACGGGCGUGGAUAAUGUAACAGCACUCGUGGGGCCCCCAU